GAAAGCCGGCUCAGCCCGAGGCUGAAGCAGAAGAAAUAUCCCAUGGUUGACUGUGCCAAGGCAGUGACUGAGCCAGCCCUCUGACUUUGCGGGCAGGGUGGUGGCUCUCACAGAUAAGCCAAUCCCUGGGCUGCAGGUGAGGAUCCCUAAGAAGCAUUGUUGGGGCAGUAAGAAUCAUUUUUCCGAAUAGGCAAGAGGGGAGGAAGGGACUCAACAAGCUAGUAUGGGAAGCCCAUAGCUUCCUAGGAAUACUGGGAGCCCGAUUCCUUCCUGGUAUCGGCUGUAUUCUUCCUACACUGGGAGAGCUCCAGGGCUGGCUGGCCACUGAGCGGCACAGCAGCAUGAGCCGGUCAAGGCAUGUGGGCAAGAUCCGGAAACGUCUGGAAGAUGUCAAGAACCAGUGGAUCCGGCCAGCCAGAGCUGACUUCAGUGAUAAUGAGAGCGCCCGGCUGGCCACCGAUGCCCUCUUGGAUGGGGGUCCAGAGGCUUAUUGGCGUGCUCUCAGCCAGGAAGGAGAGGUAGACUUCCUGUCCUCAGAGGAGGCCCAGUACAUCCAAGCCCAGGCCAAGGAGCCCCCCGGUGCCCCAGAUCCUGCAGGAGGGGCUGAAUCGGGACACAGAGGACUGGAUUCCUGCUCCUUACAAUCAGGCACCUACUUCCCUGUGACUUCAGAAGGCAGCGAACCAGCUCUGCUGCACACCUGGACCUUGGCUGAGAAGCCCUACAUGAAGGAAAAGUCCAGCGCCACUGUCUACUUCCAGAUGGACAAACACAACAACAUCAGAGAUUUGGUCCGCCGCUGCAUCUCCCGGGCCAGCCAGGUCCUAGCCAUCCUGAUGGACGUGUUCACGGAUGUGGAGAUCUUUUGUGACAUUCUAGAGGCAGCCAACAAGCGCGGGGUAUUCGUCUGUGUGCUUCUGGACCAGGGAGGUGUGAAGCUCUUCCAGGAGAUGUGUGACAAAGUCCAGAUCUCUGAUAUUCAUCUCAAGAACAUCUCCAUCAGGAGUGUGGAAGGGGAGGUGUAUUGUGCCAAGUCAGGCAGGAAAUUUGCAGGCCAAAUCCAAGAGAAGUUUAUCAUCUCAGACUGGAGGUUUGUCUUAUCCGGAUCAUACAGCUUCUCUUGGCUCUGUGGACACGUGCACAGAAACAUCCUUUCCAAGUUCACCGGCCAGGCGGUGGAGCUGUUUGAUGAGGAAUUUCGACGCCUCUACGCUUCCUCCAAACCCCUGAUGGGUCUGAAGUCCCCAAGGCUGGUUGCCCCACUCCAACCCAACAAGGGCCCAGAAGCCCCCAAUGGCCGCCUCAGUGGCAGCAGCGACUCUGCCAGUGACCGCACCUCCUCCAACCCCUUCAGCAGCCUGUCGACUGGCAGCAACGCCCACAACCAGAGUCUAUCCACAUCUUCAGGGCCGGGCAGUCCCCUGGCCCUCAUCCCACCCGCAGUUCCAAGGCUGCAGCCCUACCACAGCACCCGGAGAGCUGUGGCUCCACCUCCUCUCUUAGUCCCCAUGAGGCCCCAUGAGGGAACACCAGCUCCCUACAGCAGCCUCAUGGCCUACAGGCCCACCCGGCUGCAGCUGCAGCAGCUCGGCCUGGUGCCCAGGGUGACUCAGCCCUGGAGGCCUUUUCUACAGGCCUUGCCUCAUUUUUGAAGAGGCCUUUCUCCUCACUGAGCACUGCUGAAUUUUCCGGCUCAAAGGUCAUGCCUAAGGACCAAUACAAUUGAGCCUGAUUCUUGCUAAAAGCACUGGGGGGCUGGGGAGGAGGCUGAGUUAUUGCCUACCUUUGAAUGUAGGCCUACUUAACCCAUGCUAGAAGAUUCCAGGGAAGCAGUGAAGAGACCUCAAUGACAAAAUUUGACUGAGAACCCCUGUCUUCCAAAGGCCAUUCUGGAUUUGAUAGUGAUGUCUCUAUAAUGUAAAAAUGACCAGAUGCAGCCUAAGUUUUAUAAACAGGCUCCACACCCUCAAAGAUUCAGAAAAGAAAGAUUCAGGAACAAAUGUAAGAACAUUUUGGAUGUUUCUAGUAGGACAUGCUCCUCCCCUGUUUAAGUGUCUUAAAACUGGGGUUCCCUGGACCUGAUGGAUUAGUAAUGAGACCCCAGAGACCACAGAAAGCUGCUGCCUACCAGGAUGGGACAACCUGAGGAGGCUGGACAGUUCCAUCUCACAAGGCACUUUAGCAGACUCAGGCUCUUGCUUAAGAGAACCCUGGUCUAUUCCAGAAGGCCCUGGAGUCUGAGCUGGCCAUGGAGACACAAGCUGUGAUGGCUGGGAACGGCCUUCAGCAAAGCCCAGGGCAGCCACCUGCCUGCAGCUCUGGGGCCUCUGAUUGUCCUGUUGAUGCCCUGUGAAAUAAACGUGAAACCUUCACAA
Molecule: messenger RNA, 2375 nt
Organism: Arvicanthis niloticus (Nile rat)
Lineage: Eukaryota; Metazoa; Chordata; Mammalia; Rodentia; Muridae
Gene: Sack1a
Product: family with sequence similarity 83 member A
Biological process (GO): epidermal growth factor receptor signaling pathway
Molecular function (GO): protein kinase binding
Source: RefSeq, a predicted model, not a curated record